AUGGCUGCCUCCAGCGUGGCUGUGCUAUCGCUGUCCCUAACGUUGCCGCCGCUGCUGCUGCUGCUACUGCUAAUCGCGUGGAAGCGCUGGCGGCGGGGGCACUCGGCCGGGCACGCCAUCGUCGUGGUACUGGGCGACGUGGGCCGCAGCCCCCGAAUGCAGUACCACGCUCAGUCAUUGGCCAAGUGUGGCUUCUCCGUGACCCUCCUGGGGUUCUGCAACUCCAAACCCCACGAUGAGCUCUUGCAGAGUGACAGGAUUCGGAUUGUGCCUUUGACAGAACUUCAGAGACUUGCAGUUGGGCCACACAUUCUUCAGUAUGGAGUCAAAGUUGUAUUUCAGGCGGUGCACUUGCUGUGGAAGUUGAUGUGCUGUGAGCCAGCAGCCUACAUCUUUCUCCAGAACCCCCCCGGCCUGCCUGCCAUUGCUGUCUGCUGGUUUGUGGCCUGCCUCUGUGGGCCCAAGCUCGUCAUCGACUGGCACAACUAUGGCUACUCCAUUAUGGGUCUGGUUCAUGGCCCCAGACACUGGGUCGUUCUGCUGGCCAAGUGGUACGAGAAGCUUUUCGGCCGCCUCUCCCACCUGAACCUGUGUGUGACCAGUGAGAUGCGGGAAGACCUGGCAGAGAACUGGGGCAUCAAAGCUGUGACUGUCUACGACAAGCCAGCAUCUUUCUUUAAAGAGACGCCCUUGGACCUGCAACACCGUCUCUUUAUGAAGCUGGGCCGCACCUACUCUGCACUCAGGGCCAGCUCAGAUCCCUUGGACCCAGCCACGGAGAGGUCGGCCUUCACGGAGCGGGAUGCUAACAGCGGGAUGGUGACACGCCUUCGUGGGCGGCCGGCCCUGUUGGUCAGCAGCACGAGCUGGACAGAGGAUGAAGACUUCUCCAUCCUGCUGGCAGCGUUAGAAAAGUUUGAACAGCUGAUCCUGAAUGGGGAAAGCUUGCCUUCUUUGGUCUGUGUGAUAACAGGCAAAGGGCCUCUGAAGGAGCAUUACAGCCACCUCAUUGGCCAGAAGCAUCUCCAGCACAUCCAGGUCUGCACCCCAUGGCUGGAGGCCGAAGAUUACCCCCUGCUUCUAGGGUCUGCGGACCUGGGCGUCUGCCUGCACAAGUCCUCCAGCGGCCUGGACCUGCCCAUGAAGGUGGUGGACAUGUUUGGAUGCUGCCUGCCUGUGUGUGCCGUGAACUUCCGGUGCUUACAUGAGCUUGUGAAACAUGAGGAAAAUGGCCUGGUCUUUGAUGACGCAGAGGAACUGGCUUCUCAGCUGCAGAUGCUUUUCUCAAAGUUUCCUGAUCCUGCUGGCAAACUGAACCAGUUCCGGAAGAAUCUUCGGGAGUCCAAGCAGCUUCGUUGGGACGAAAGCUGGAAACAGACAGUUCUCCCUUUGCUUGUGGACACAUGA
Pipistrellus nathusii (Nathusius's pipistrelle) is the source of this 1407-nucleotide messenger RNA. The record is from the annotation of a GenBank genome assembly. NCBI's taxonomy places the organism in Eukaryota, Metazoa, Chordata, Mammalia, Chiroptera, Vespertilionidae.